This is a messenger RNA of Hyaloscypha bicolor E, 1350 nucleotides long. RefSeq lists its product as uncharacterized. Bases 137 to 1204 code for a protein of 355 amino acids. The transcript is spliced from 3 exons. The record is from RefSeq and is a predicted model, not a curated record. NCBI's taxonomy places the organism in Eukaryota, Fungi, Ascomycota, Leotiomycetes, Helotiales, Hyaloscyphaceae.
CUCUCUUUAAGAUUCUACUGCACUGGAUUUGCACUGAUUUCUUGCCGUUCCUUUGCUGUCUCGAUUGUGGAUCGACGAGACCGAACAUUCUUCUCAAGUUUGAGGGCAGGCUACUCCUCUUCACUUUUUGACCAUCAUGUUCUUCCCAAAGGCUGCAGCGGUGUUGCUGUGUGCGGUUGCUCUGUCUGAGGCAUUCUCUAUUCCGGACGUUGGAUACUUGGCUGUUCGGUCGCCUCAAAACUUUGGCGGAGGAGGAUUCGGUGGAGGACAGAACAAGCCCAACGGCAAUAACAACAAUGCUGCGAAACCUAACAGUGGAGGAGCGAAUACGAAGACUUCAACGACUGCGGCGGCAGCUGCAGCAGCUUCGACCAAGGCAGCCACCGGUGCCAACAACAAUAAUAAUGCAGCUGGCAACAACAACAACAACGCAGCGGCAGCCGCUACCACGUGCUUGAAGUCCAACGCUGUCCAGACAGGAAGUGCAGAUGAUGGAAACGCCACGCCGACAGAUGGUCAAUCUGCAUCAGCGACCGACGUCGCAAACUUCAUCAACUUCUGCUCUGGUCAACCCCUGACCAACGGCCUGCAAGUUAAGACCGGCUCGUGCAACGGCAUCGUAAUGGGCAAAAUCCCCUCAACCUCCAACAUGAUCUCCGCAAUCAUCACCUCCCCCAAACCCGCCGAAAACAUCGCCGCUUCCACAACCUUCACCAUCAGCGUGCAAAUGAAAGGCUUAACCGCAGGCUCCUUCACAAAUGCAGCCGCCACUUACUACAGUGCACCCCAAAACCUCGCUGGCAACGGGCAAAUAAUAGGCCAUACACACGUCACCGUCCAAGACCUCGGCAACAGCUUGCAACCCAGUACGCCGCCUGAUCCAGUGCAGUUCGCGUUCUUUAAGGGCAUCAACGAUGCCGGGGAUGGGCAGGGAUUGCUUAGUGCGACGGUCCCGGGGGGGUUGCCCGCGGGCAAUUAUAGGGUUUGUAGUAUGACGAGCAGUAGUAAUCAUCAGCCGGUGUUGAUGCCGGUUGCGCAGAGGGGGGCGCAGGACGAUUGCCAGAAGUUUACGGUUGGUGCUGCGGCUGGUGGGGGGAACAAUAACAAUGCAAACGCGAAUGCGGGCGGGGCCGCGAAGGCGACGACUACGGCGGCUGCGAAAGGGGCGAAGAAUACGAAGAAGGCAAGGGCGUAUGUUGUUUGAUUGUUCCAGGUUGUAAGUGGAGGCGGGAUGGCGUUUGGGGUAGUGGGGGCUGAUGUUUUUGGGAGAGGUAUUGCUGGCAGAUACAGUUUGAGAGAGGGGUAGUAUGGACUAGACGUGAUUGAUUUAGAAUGAAUAGUACGAGGUGU